AUGCCACCAAAAUCAUCCAAGGGAAAGCGCAAAGCCCCCCACCCUAAAUCUCAGCCAGAUGCGCCGCCUGAGCCCACGCAACCCGCACAAGCCCCGCCGGCACCGCCGCUGGCGGUGAGCACGGUGCGCUUUGCGGAUCUGCGCCCGCCGCUGUGCGCGGAAACCUUGGCAGUGCUGGGGCGCUUCGGGUUCGAGUUCGCGACGCCGGUACAGGCGGCGUGUGUGCCGCUGCUGUGCGGGAAUAAGGACGUGGCGGCGGAGGCCGUCACGGGCAGCGGAAAAACUCUAGCGUUUGUGCUGCCCGUGGCGGAGAUUCUUCGGCGAGUAGCGUCGUCGUUAAAGAAAUUCCAGCUGGGCGCGCUGAUCAUUUCCCCCACGCGCGAGCUGGCGGCGCAAAUACACGCGGUGGCGGAGCCCUUCCUCUCCGCCGCGCUGCCCAAUCUCCGCUGCAUGCUUCUAACGGGGGGACACGCGGUCGGCGUUGACGUGGCACGCAUCUCCGAGGACGGCGCGAAUGUGAUUAUAGGCACGCCGGGCAGGAUCGACGAUGUGCUGUCGCGGCCCAACUGCGGCCUCGAUUUAAGAGCGUUAGAGGUGCUGAUACUGGACGAGGCGGACCGCCUGCUGGACCUGGGCUUCGCGGCGUGCCUUGAGUCCAUCCUGCACCGCCUGCCACGUCAGCGCCGCACGGGGCUCUUCUCGGCCACGCAGACGUCCGCGCUGCAGGAGCUCGCGCUCGCGGGCAUGCGCAACCCCGUGCGCGUCGAGGUGCGCUCGCUCGCGCGCGCGGGCGCGGGGGGCGCGGCGGACGGAUCUGCUGGCGCUGGUGCUCCAGGCGCUGCUGCGCCAGGGGGGGGAAGCGCGCAGGGGAUGGGAGAAGGAGCAGGGGGAGCAGGGGGAGGGGCGGGGGAGGGCGGGGAUAGCGGGUAUGGGGCUGCGCUGGAGAAGGCUGGCGCAGUCAAGAUCCCCGUGGGGCUUCAAGUGCAGACUCUGUUGCUCUCGCCUCUCCCAGCUCUCCUUACCUGCUUCGCUUCAACCUUCUCCCUCCCGCUCGUUUCUUCCCAACCCUUCCUCUUGUCCUCUCUUUCUCCCCCCCCUUCCCCUCCCCUAUCCCCUUCCCCGCCAUACAUACCUCACCCCUCGACCAUCUGCCCCUCUCUCUCCUCCCCCCAGGCCAUAGUGUGUGAGGGUGCGCGCAGCAAGGCGAGUCAGCUGGUGCACUGGCUCAGCAAACACCCCGACCGCAAAGUCAUGCUCUUUCUCACCCCUCUCACCCCUCUCACCCGUCCUGCGGCAUCUCCUUCUUUCCUCUGCACGGCAAGCUCAAGCAGGCACGUGCCGAGAGAGGGGCAGGGGGCAUGUGAGGGGCAGGGGGCAUGUGAGGGGCAGGGGGCAUGUGAGGGGCAGGGGGCAUGUGAGGGGCAGGGGGCAUGUGAGGGGCAGGGGGCAUGUGAGGGGCAGGGGGCAUGUGAGGGGCAGGUGGCAUGUGAGGGGCAGGUGGCAUGUGAGGGGCAGGUGGCAUCUGAGGGGCAGGUGGCAUCUGAGGGGCAGGUGGCAUCUGAGGGGCAGGUGGCAUCUGAGGAGCAGGAACGUUUGAAGGUGGCCCUGCCACGCCUCUGCCGCUCUUUAACCAGUUGUACCCCCUCCAGUCCGGUCCGGCCCCCACUCCCCUUUUCCCCUCUCCCCCUCCCACUCCCCUUUUCCCCUCUCCCCCUCCCACUCCCCUUUUCCCCUCUCCCCCUCCCACUCCCCUUUUCCCCUCUCCCCCUCCCACUCCCCUUUUCCCCUCUCCCCCUCCCACUCCCCUUCCCCCUCCCCCACUUCCUUCCUCACCAGUCGAAGCGCGAUGCGGCCGUUGCAGCCUUCCGCAAGGCGGAGCGAGGAGUGCUAAUCUGCACGGACGUGGCGGCCAGGGGCCUUGACAUCCCCGGCGUGCAUUGCAUUCUGCAGUUCGACCCCCCUCAGGACCCCCGCGCGUUCGUGCACCGCGCAGGGCGCACGGCUCGCAUGGGCCGGGAGGGAUCUGCUCUUGUGUGGCUGCUGCCUAAGGACCCCCGCGCGUUUGUGCACCGUGCGGGGCGCACUGCCCGCAUGGGCCGGGAGGGAUCCGCCCUUGUCUGGCUGCUGCCUAAGGGCGCACCGCGCGCACGGGCUGCAAAGGGGUCUGCUCUUGUGUGGCUGCUGCCUAAGGAGGAUGCAUACCCGGAGUAUCUGCGGCUGCAAGGAGUGCCGGUGGUGCUGGAACCCCCCGCACCAGAUGUUGUCGAUGUCAUUCCGCAGCUGAGGGAAGCUUCGCGGAAGGAUCGUGCAGUGGUGGAGAAGGGUGUGCGGGCGUUUGUGUCGUUUGUGAGGGGCUACAAGGAGCACCACUGCAACUACAUCUUCAGGUUUCAGGAGCUGGAGAUGGGCGCAGUGGCCAUGUCGUACGGUGUGCUCAAGAUCCCGCGCAUGCCGGAAACCCGCCACCAUCCGCGCCUCUUCGACGGCUUCGAACCCGACAAGACUGUGGACGUGGCCACGCUCAAAUACAAGUGA
Molecule: messenger RNA, 2535 nt
Organism: Closterium sp. NIES-65
Lineage: Eukaryota; Viridiplantae; Streptophyta; Zygnematophyceae; Desmidiales; Closteriaceae
Source: the annotation of a GenBank genome assembly